GGGGGCGUGGGGGCUGGGACCGCAGGCUGCUUGGCAGGGCGGGGCUGCCUUCGAUCCCAGCCUCUUCUCUCAAUCACCCCUCUUCUGAUUCAGGGUGGCAUCGUGUGUCCUGGAGUGCAGGCGUGAGUCCCAGAAGACAGGCGAGCUGAGCCCAGAGCACUGGGUUGCUUCAGCAGGGAAGACUCCCUUCCCCCUGCUUCAGGCUGCCGAGCUCUGAGCGGUACUCAGAAUGGAAGCCAUCGCCAAAUAUGACUUCAAAGCUACUGCUGACGACGAGCUGAGCUUCAAAAGAGGGGACAUCCUCAAGGUUUUGAAUGAAGAAUGUGAUCAGAACUGGUACAAGGCAGAGCUCAAUGGGAAGGACGGCUUCAUCCCCAAGAACUACAUAGAGAUGAAGCCACACCCGUGGUUUUUUGGCAAAAUCCCCAGAGCCAAGGCAGAAGAAAUGCUCAGCAAGCAGCGGCAUGACGGAGCCUUUCUCAUCCGAGAGAGUGAGAGUGCUCCUGGGGACUUCUCCCUGUCUGUCAAGUUUGGGAAUGACGUGCAGCACUUCAAGGUGCUCCGAGAUGGAGCGGGCAAGUACUUCCUCUGGGUGGUGAAGUUCAAUUCCCUGAAUGAGCUGGUAGAUUACCACAGGUCUACGUCCGUCUCCAGAAACCAGCAGAUAUUCCUCCGCGACAUAGAACAGGUGCCCCAGCAGCCCACGUACGUCCAGGCCCUCUUUGACUUUGAUCCCCAAGAGGAUGGAGAGCUGGGCUUCCGUCGGGGAGACUUCAUCCACGUCAUGGAUAAUUCAGACCCCAACUGGUGGAAAGGGGCUUGCCACGGCCAGACCGGCAUGUUCCCCCGCAACUACGUCACCCCGGUGAACCGGAACGUCUAAGCCAAGGAGAGGUUAUUUAAAGAAAGUGAAAAAUUUAAAACACGUACAAAAGAAUUCAGCCCACGAGCCGCCUCUGAUGGCCCGUGCGGGAGCGCAGGACACCUGACUGGGUCACGCGGUGACCUCCUCACUUUGGUUGGAACUUUGGGGGGUGGGAGGGGCCUUGGAUAUAAAAAUGCCAAAACUUACCUAUAAAUUAAGAGAAGAGUUUUUAUUACAAAUUUUCACUGCUGCCCUCCUUUUCCUCCUUUGUCCUUUUUUCAUCCUUUUUCUCCUCUGUCCAUCAGUGCAUGACGUCUAAUGCCACACGUAGUCCUAGCUGAUGCCAAUAAUAAAGAACAGAAACCAA
Molecule: messenger RNA, 1232 nt
Organism: Talpa occidentalis (Iberian mole)
Lineage: Eukaryota; Metazoa; Chordata; Mammalia; Eulipotyphla; Talpidae
Gene: GRB2
Product: growth factor receptor bound protein 2
Exons: 5
Coding region: 230-883 (217 amino acids)
Molecular function (GO): protein binding
Source: RefSeq, a predicted model, not a curated record